Molecule: messenger RNA, 288 nt
Organism: Colletotrichum orchidophilum
Lineage: Eukaryota; Fungi; Ascomycota; Sordariomycetes; Glomerellales; Glomerellaceae
Exons: 2
Coding region: 1-288 (95 amino acids)
Source: RefSeq, a predicted model, not a curated record
AUGCGCGAAGUAUCUAUAUCGCCAGGCAUUGCUCUAUGCCACCAACAAGUCCCCGUCGGAGCCCUCCCCACCUCGAAGAAUCCAACCAGAAGGUUACGGGCCCGCGGUUCCACGCUAGGUAGGACACAGCCACGGGAGAGGGAUAACUUUGACGUGUUCCCGCGUCCUGGGAGUGCGUCGACUGCGUCGUAUACCUUUGUUCUGCCCCACGUUGGAAUACCAGAAUACCGCCCCUUUGCCCAACCCAUGAGCAAUGAGCACGCCAGUGGCCGCGACACGAACGCUUAG